This is a messenger RNA of Aricia agestis (brown argus), 6711 nucleotides long. It is a transcript of the gene Isha, whose product is annotated as SR-related and CTD-associated factor 4. Gene Ontology annotation, molecular function: RNA binding. Lineage: Eukaryota; Metazoa; Arthropoda; Insecta; Lepidoptera; Lycaenidae. The transcript has 23 exons. Gene Ontology annotation, cellular component: nucleus. The record is from RefSeq and is a predicted model, not a curated record. The coding region runs from base 128 to 4429 and encodes 1433 amino acids.
CUGAAAUCGCCAUUUUGUAAUUCUGAACAUGUUGAUUUGUUCGCGAAGAUGUAUAUCCGUACGCAAUUAAUUAAUUUUAAGUAGUUUAUUUUAAUAAUCGUAGAUUUAUAAAAGCAAAUAAAACAAAAUGGAUACGCCGGAAGUAAAAGCGUUCAACGCGGAGCUAUCCGGGUUGUACGAAAACAAGCCACCCAUCUCUAAGGCUAAGAUGAGUGCUAUCACCAAGGGUGCUAUAAAAGCCAUAAAGUUUUAUAAGCACGUAGUUCACAGUGUGGAAAAGUUUAUACAAAAGUGCAAGCCAGAAUACAAAGUUCCGGGGCUUUACGUGAUAGAUUCUAUAGUGAGACAGUCGAGGCACCAGUUCGGGCAAGACAAGGAUGUCUUCGCUCCGAGAUUUGCGAAAAACAUGCAACAGACCUUUGCCAAUCUGUUCCGAUGCCCGCCUGAGGAUAAGCGUAAUAUAAUUAGGGUUUUAAAUUUAUGGCAAAAGAAUAAUGUCUUUGGCCCAGAAGUUAUCCAGCCUUUACUGGAUAUGGCCGAUCCUAACCAUCCUCUCCAUCAGGAAAUACAGCAGCAGCAAAAUAACACAGCCAAUGGAAGUAGUUUAAAUAUAACUCAUAAUUCAACAGAUAACAAAAUGUCUCCACAACGGCAAGACAGCCCACAUGCCUCCUCACCUAUGGGCGGAGAUCAGUUCCAGGACGAACCGACCGGUAUACCCGUGGCCAAGUUCAACCGGAAACUGCUCAACGACUUUGAGUAUGAGAGCGAGGACGACGCGAACUCGGACCCGCCGCCGCAGCACUCGCACUCGCAGCACAACCAGCACUCCUCGCAGAACACCAACCUGCCACAGAACCCUGCUGAUGCUUUGGGCAGUAUAUUAACAAAUCCUGAGAUUAUGAGGCAGUUGCAGAGUUUGCAAGCCCAAAUGCAAAUGAUGACUGGAGUACCUAUUUCUAAUUUAAUGCCAAUGAUGUCUGAUAUGUCACAGCAAAACCAAAAUCAGAAUCCAUUCUUAAACUUGCAAAACAAUCAGAAAGAUCAGCAGAAAUCUACAGAGACGAAGGAUGACAUGGCCAACGAGUCUGACAUAGAGUUUGUGGAGACCGGCCCACAGGUUAUUGAGAUACCAGACGCUAAUGACUCCAGGUCACCUUCACCGGUGCGUCGUCAUCGCUCGCGGUCGAGAUCGCCGCGUCGCCGCCGCCGGUCGCGCAGUCGCUCGCCGCGACGCCGCCACGGACGAGAGAGGGACCGGGACAAAGAUAGAGAAAAAAGUCACAAAGAGAGAGAAGCCGAAAAGGAGAAACAACGGGAACGAGAGAAAAAAGGACUGCCUCCCAUCAAGAAGGAAAAUCUAAGUGUGUGCAGCACUACGCUAUGGGUGGGCCACCUCUCCAAGUUGGCCACGCCCGAAGAGCUAUCAGAUCUGUUCGGCGCGUUUGGGGGCGUGGCCUCCAUUGACGUGGUCGCGCCGCGUGGCUGCGCGUUUGUCGUCAUGGAGAGGAGGCGAGACGCGGCGCGGGCUAAGGCGAAACUGGACAAACAUAAGCUGCACUCGAAAGAAAUAACGGUAGCAUGGGCGGCGGGCAAGGGCGUGAAGGGGCGCGAGUGGGCGGACUAUUGGGAGGCGGGGCUGGGCGUGGCGUACCUGCCGUGGGCGGCGCUACACGCGCGCUGGCGGCUCGGCGCGCUGUCGCUCGACGCGCUCGAGGACGGCGGCGCGGUGGACGAGGAGACCCUGCCACCGUGGUUGCCACCCCGGAUCCUGCCGAAGGCUAGUGACAACGUGAUGAUGGUGGGCAUGGGGCCGAUGGGCGCGCCGCUGCCGCUCGCGCCGCCUGCCGUGCCGCUGCCCGUGCCUCGCCUGCCGCCUCCUGGGCUCACACCGGGCAUACCGCCAGGCAUGGCUCCGGGCAUGCCGCCUGGGAUGAGACCACCCAGCAUACCUACAGGAGUGCCCGGUCUACAGCGUGAUGGGUCCCUGCCGCCGGGUCCGCUGCUGGGAUUCCCGCCCGGGAUGCCGCAGCCGGGCAUGGUGGGCGGAUUCCUGGGCGGUCUGAUGGGCAUGGGCAUGGGCGUGGGCGGGCUCGUGCUGCCGAUGCCGGCGCCCGCGCUGCCGCCGCCGCAGCAGCAUCAGGGCGCGGGCGCCGGUGCGGGCGCGGCGCAGGAGGCCUCCGACGACGCGAUGGAGCUCGACACGGACGAGGGCGAGCGCCCCGACCCGCCCACACUCACCGCUGAUCAGAUCCAAGCGAUGCUGUCGAAGCCCCCGCCAAUGUUCAACUCCUCGGAGCCGCCGCCGGGUUUCUCGGACACCGCGCAGCCGGACACGUCGCAGCCGCCGCCCGACGACCGACACAAGGACCGCCGCGACCGGGGCGACAGUCGCGGUGACCGGGGCGACAGGCGCGGCGACCGCGACCGAGACCGACGCGACCGGAGAGAUCGACCCAGGGAGAGGGAACGGGAGCGCGAUGACCGGCGCGACCGCGACCGGCGUGACCGUGACCGCGGCCGUGACCGUGACGCUGACAGACACCGUGACAGGGGCAACAGGGACGCACCCAACAGGGAGCGCAGCCGCGAGAAGUCCCCGCGCGGCGAGAAGAGUCUACAAGAGAGGUUGUGGGAGAUGGCCAACGGCGACGCCGCGCCGCCCGCCGCGCCGCCGCCCGCGCAGUCGCAGCCCGCAGACGUGUCAGAUGAGAACUCGGUUGGAGCGGAGGCGAAGGGCGGCGAGGGAGGGUGGAGCCAGCUGCCGCCGCCCCGGCAGGCGCCGCCCAUGUUCCGCGCCGAACUGAGAAUGAGAGGGCCUACAGCUAGGGCACCGAUACGAGGACCGUGGAUGGACCUCCAGGGGCCGCCGGGUCCCUUCGGCCCCCGGUUCAACGGGAUGGGCCCGCCGUUCUCGCGACCCCCGUUCGAGAGGCCGCCAUUCGAUGGGCCGAUGUUCGAGCGGCCCCCCUUCAACCGUAUGCCAUUUGACGGUAACCGGCCGCCUUUCGACGGCCCGCGGCCUAACUUCGACGGCCCGCGGCCUAACUUCGACGGUCCGCGGCCUAACUUCGACGGACCCCGCCCGCCCUUCGACGGACCUCGACCACAGUUCGAUGGGCCGCGCCCGCACUUCGACGGACCGCGACCACCUUUCGACAGCCCGCGCUCGCUGUUCGACGGGCCCCGGCCCAAGUUCGACGGACCUCGUCCGCCUUUCGACGGGCCGCGGCCUCCCUUCGACGGACCCCGCCAUCCAUUCGACGGGCCGCGGUCCUCCUUCGAUGGCCCGAGACCCCCGUUCGACGGGCCCCGGCCCCCCUUCGACGGCAACCGGGGCUUCGACGGCGACAGGUCCUUCGAUGGGUUCGACGGGCCCGCGGAUAACUUCGACCGGGGUAACAGGAGAUUCGACGACCGCGAGUUCGACAGGGGGUGGAGCGGGGAGCGGGACAGGGAGUGGGGUGACCGCCGAGGCGAGUGGGACGAUCGCCGCCGUGACCGCCGGCGGGAUGACCACCGGCGGGACGAUCGCGCCCGACGCGGGUACGACCGACCCGACGACCGCCGCCCCCGCGACGACAAGAGGGACGACCGACGAGACGAAAAGAGAGACGACAAGCGCGACGACAAGAGGGAGGACAGGCGAGACGAUAGGAAGGAGGAUAAGCGAGACGAAAAGAGGGAGGACAAACGAGAGGAGAGGAGCUCCAGGAGAGAUAAGGACAGGAAGUCCCGGUGGGGCGCCGCGGAAGCCGAGGAGGAGGCGCGGGCCGACGACACCGCCGAACAAAAACAGUCGCAGCCGCCCCGGGCCGAAACCAGUACCGAUACGCAACAUGCGAGUGAUAGGAGUGCUCAGGUCACGAGCAAUGAUAAUAAGUAUGACCCCACGGCUCCAAACGAUGACAAAUAUGAUCCCACGGCCGCGGACGGUAAUAAUGAAUAUGACCCCACGGUUAUUACCGACAGCGAAAAAUAUGAGCCCGCAGCCGCUGAAAGCUGUAACAAGUACGAAUCUGCAGCAGAUAGUAACGAUAAAUAUGAAUCCCCUGUUGUCGAUGAGCCCAUGGCUGUUGAGCAAGCAUUUGAGAAUCAUAACGAUAAUGCAGAGCGGGACCGACGAGAGGAGAAAGAAAAUGAACCCGCGCAGAUGGAAAGUCAGAGUCAUACAAACGAAGACGCGAGAGAGCAGGACAGAUGUACGGAGGAAAGGAGCAACGAUAGAGUCAAUGAUCAAAUUACAAGCAAUGAUAAUAGCGAGGUCGAACCGCCGAAACCGGUUCUCGAUUUGUACGACGCCAACGAGUCGGUGGACACCAGUUUUGCGGUGCCCGUCGCGAAAGAGACGGAGGCGAAAAUAGAGAGCAGUGCGAAAGAGACGGACGACGGCGAUAUGUUCAGUGAACGGACCAAGAGUGAGGCUUGACACGCGAAGAAGCGGAAGUUUGGAUAUUUCCAGUGGAAUUGAUUCAGUGACGGCCGCCUACGGUAUAUGUUUUGUUAUACUGCCCGACUGGGAAUUUAGAAAACCACGUCAUUUGCGACACGCAAACCUGAAAUGUUGAUUUUUAACCCCAUUUUGCCACUCUUAAUUGAAAUGGCAUUAAUGUUAAAUCGAUUAUCUUAGAUCUCAAUCAAUUAUAAGCUCAAUUUUCAUAUCCUAAAGUAUUACUGCAGAUAAAUAAGCGAACUGAGUAUGGUUUUCUAUAUUCCUAGUCAGGAUUUACUUCAAUCACAGAGGAAACAUGUUGCAAGGUGAUCGAAAACAUAUCCGACUUUAUAUGUGACAAAUUUAAAUUAAUAUGACACAUUUAUUUUUGUUUUAUACUAAUUUAGGGUGUUUAAAUUAUUACAAUAAUGAACAGGAAUUUGUCACAUGUAAAGCACGGAUAGAAAAGUAGUGGCGAAUUAAUAAUUAACUAUAUCAGUAAAUUCACAAACUAUCUUUUUAAACAUGACAUCAUUAUUUUAACUUUUUAUAGUCCAGAAGUUAACUUUUCUGUAAAAAAAAUACUUAUCGCCACUUCUUUAUAAGUUUCUGACGCCAGCAGUAUGUUACACUUUUUAGAAAAGUAUGUAUCUUCGGCGAAAGAUUUAGAGAAUGCUUAAACUAAAAUCUAUUCUAUUAAAAUAGUGGCAUCGUAUAAAAUCAUUGAACAAAGUAUAUUAAUAAGUUUAUUUAACUAAUUAAUUAAUAAACUAUUAAAUUAUCACAUGAUAUUAUAUUAUUGAACAAUUUAAUAUUGCUUUUUCAAUUUGCGCGUGGAGAGUUAAAUUUGGAAAUCGCGAGUUUUUUUAAUAUUGUAAAAUAUGAUUAAUGUGAUUUUACUUUUGCCACGACGAUAUUUUUUUAUUUAUAAAGUAACUGAAUCUUUUGCCGAGCAUCAUAGGGUAUUGUAGGAAACGGCGAGUAUCACCGACAACGCCAAAGAUUAAUCUUAUACAGUCAUGUUGAAAUAUACGAGUGCCUUAUUGGUCCCGAGCGUUUUGUUUCGACCCAGCCGCCGCAGCCGCAGGUACGUGCCCGCUACGACCGACGCUAUCUCUUUCACACCACUGUCUUAUUUCAUAGGCUGUUUCAUUCCCACUGUGUUGCCAGUAGUUUCCUUUUCGACUGUCUAAACAUUUCUAAGAUUAGGUUAGAAUAACUUUCUUUUACCAUAAAAUGGUGUACAAAUUUUAGUUAAAUGUAAUUUGCAUUUUUAAAAUCUAUUUGAAAUGAAUUUGGAAUUAAUUCUUUAUUAAUCAUUUUAUAUAUUUUUUUGAUCUUACUAGUUGCUGGAUUAUAGUUAUCUUGUAUUUAUUAAAGUCAUUUAAUUUCAAAGAGAUGUUUUGUUAGUUUUUGAAGAUUAGUUUUUCACAGAGCGUCGGUCGUGUCACAGUCACUAAAGCAAUCGUCUUUUCACACUGUACCAUAAUAUUGCAAUAAACGCACCUCAUAUCGUCACAAAUUUAUUAUAUUGUUGAACAAAAUUAUGUAAAUAUGUAUGAACAUUUGGUGAUUGUGCAAUAUUUUGUCGAAGCGAUUGCUUUAGGCGGGCAACAUUUUUUACUAUCGAAUCGUGUCGCAAUGGAAAGUUUUGUUAAACAAAUAUUAUAGAAUUUCGAUUGCGACGCGAUGUACCACUAGCAAUGUGUGCAAAGGCCUCGUCACUGGAUCUCGCUGGAAAUAUUUGGAACUCUCUAGAAGAACGAAGACCUUGUGUCAGAGCUGGGGGCUUAUACAAAGUGCAAUGUCGAAACAAAACCGAAUUCAAAAAGAAUAAAAUGUAUGAGAGUGUAGUGGUAUCAUAAAUUUUAUAACUAUCUAAUUUGUUAUUGUUUAUAUAUUUUCUCUUUGGCUAAGCCCCGGGUUACUGUACUACGUAGAAGGGUGACCAUAUUGUCGGUCGACCGCUGUACUUUAGCUUGUGUUUUUUAUUUUACUUAUUGGUGAGGGUGGGUUGGUACCCUAUAAAUAACAAAUUUAAAUUAUAGGCAUAGCAAUAUUCGUAACGAAUAUAUAAUAGUUUAGGAAAAUAUUUACUUUUAAAGCGUCGACUCAGCUGUUUAUAUUUGUUGUAAUAUGUGUAAACUGUAAUGUAAUUAUAUAGGGCAUAGAUAUUUGAUAAUUCGUGAAUCACACUAUAGCUUAUUGUAGAUAAGCAUCAAAUUGCAUGCGAAAUGUUUUCAUAAUUAAUGUGCUUAAAAUAAAAUUUUAUAAAUUCA